Daktulosphaira vitifoliae (grape phylloxera) is the source of this 1283-nucleotide messenger RNA. RefSeq names its product androgen-dependent TFPI-regulating protein-like. The transcript has 6 exons. Gene Ontology annotation, cellular component: membrane; endomembrane system. The record is from RefSeq and is a predicted model, not a curated record. Bases 312 to 1052 code for a protein of 246 amino acids. NCBI's taxonomy places the organism in Eukaryota, Metazoa, Arthropoda, Insecta, Hemiptera, Phylloxeridae.
CUCUGUAUUUAUAAUUAUUUAUUUGAUGAUUUAUGCAAACACUAUUUAUUAACUUAAUUAAAUGAAAUCUUAUUUACAACACAAUAAAAUAUUUCAUUUUAUAUUGAAAAUGAUAAUUUUAAGAAGAUAAUACCUUAUAAAGUUUUCUGAAGGACGGGACCCUUCUUCUAUUCGCGAUCUCUUCCAAUUUUAUUUUUUAACUCGUUGUGGUUCAUUAGAGUUUUAAUACCGCAUAAUAUCUCAGUACUAAUUGGUGACUAAGACUAAACAAGUUCCUCUGACUGUCCUUAAGAAACCAUCAGAUUUAGAAGAUGUCAGCAGCACAUCCACUUAUUUUACACUUAUUAAUAUGUGGAUGGUAUAUAUGUUUCUUUUACCAACUAAUUAAAAUAAGUUUUGGAGAAUCGAAAAAUUGGGAUCCUAAAUAUCAUAAAAUAAAUGAAUUAAGAUUUAGAUACCUUACAAACUGGAAUUUGACUAUGCAAUUACUAUUCUUUCUCAAAUGUCUAAUUAAUGAUGCCAUGAUAAUUUUAUAUGGCCCAAACUGGCUUGGAAUUGGUAACAAAUUUAAAAUGGUGAUGUCUGCAUUUUUCGCAUCAAUAAUACUACCUAGUGCAAUUUAUAUAUCAAUUUCAUUUUGGAUUUUAUUUGCUAUAAAUCGUGAGUAUUUGUACCCAAGAAUUAUUGAUGAAGUCAUACCAUUUUGGCAUAAUCAUGGAAUGCACACAUUCAUCUUACCAAUUGCACUUGUUGAAUUAUUUACCACGAAACAUUCAUUUUUAUCUCCUAUAACACUAGUGAAAAUACUUUAUUCUUAUUUGUUACUUUAUUUAGUUGUUGUGUUUGAAACUUAUGUGGAAACAGGUCGCUGGCUUUACCCAUUAUUUUCAAAAUUUAGUGCUCCAAUAAGUGUAGCAAUAUUGUUAACAAUGCUCUUUUUUUACACAAUCUCUAUAUAUGUUGGCAUUUUGAUUCAUAAAUUAUAUUGGGGGAGUGACAAAAUUGAAAACAAAAUUAGAAAUCUAAAUGACUACACUCCAUGUAAUGUAUGAUUUUUAUUAAAUAUCCAGUUGUAAUAAUUACUACUCAUAUAGUAGUAUUUUAUACUAUUUUUGACACAAUAUAUAAAUUUUUUAAUAAAUAUGUCAAAAAAAAUUAAACAUUAGAGUAAUUGUUGGCAUCUUUUAGGAAUUAUCUUUAUCAUAUACUGAGUAAUCUUAAUCAUAACUUACAUACUGUAACUUGUGAAAAAUUGUUUCGUAAUUUAAGUAGUCGAUUUGAUU